Molecule: messenger RNA, 1404 nt
Organism: Didymella exigua CBS 183.55
Lineage: Eukaryota; Fungi; Ascomycota; Dothideomycetes; Pleosporales; Didymellaceae
Exons: 1
Coding region: 1-1404 (467 amino acids)
Biological process (GO): positive regulation of transcription by RNA polymerase II
Cellular component (GO): nucleus
Molecular function (GO): DNA-binding transcription factor activity, RNA polymerase II-specific; transcription cis-regulatory region binding; zinc ion binding
Source: RefSeq, a predicted model, not a curated record
AUGGUUGAGCAGAAGCCACGCCAGCGAAAAUUUGCCCCACGCUCCCGGACAGGGUGCUUGACGUGUCGUGCCAGGCGAAAGCGCUGCGAUAAUCGGCGUCCCACGUGCGAGAACUGCACACGCCUGAAUUUGUCCUGCGACUGGCAAGCACAACGAAAACUAAUCCAGGAAUCUACGUCAGGGUCAAGUUCAAGUCCUGAAGAGGUCAUUGAAAGUGUCCCGGAUUCGCUGGGAUGCUGGGAUUUGCUGCCGGGCGAUGCUGGUGCUGAGCGACAACAUCUGCUACAGUACUAUAUCGAGAAGUUCGUACCCAGUGUAUCGGUAGCAACAACGCCCGGCAGCUUCUACACUGCGCUGUAUAUGCCAUGGGCUUUUCAAACUGAUGGCAUGCUCGAUGCAAUACUUGCUUUGUCAUCAGCUCAGCUCGCACGGCGCACAGACGACAAGGAUCGCGAGGCACACCUUCGAGCUGUCUCUUUGCGACAUCAACGAAAAUGCAGCGGAUUCAUCAAAGAGCGUCUUUCGCCAACUGGGCAGCCGCUGAGGGACACUUACCAAGUCGUCGCUAUCAUUUUACUGUUAGUGGGGCUGGAGGCACUCAAAGGCAACAAGAGCACGACAUGGAUCCAACAGCUCAAAUGUGUGCGCAAGAUUCUGGACACUAUAUCUCCGGAGCAGAGCAUCAUAGACUGCCUCGAAGUGGACUCGCUACAUCGGCACUUCACCUACCACUAUGCAAUGGCCUCCGUCAUGUCCCAGGUGUCUGUGUCAGCGACUCCGUCAGCGCCCACGCUCGAGCGGGAUCUACUGCCUAUGCUGAAUGUCGCCAUGCCACUGACAAUCGACCCAUUGAUGGGCAUUGCAUACCAGCUGUGCGACCUGAUUAGUAAGAUCCAACACGUCGUCAAUCCGGAUCCAGCCUUCCCACAGCUCACGGAAGCAACAUUCAAUGCAAUUGAGAACGGGAUUCAGACGUGGACAUAUGAGAGUCCUUUCUCUUCGGGUGUGGAUCUCCCAGUUGCACUGGAUUUGAUUGCACUGGCUGAAUCGUACCGCCUGUCUGCUUUGAUUCAACUGUAUCGCAACUCACAAAUUCACGCACCCCUCGUGCCUGGUUGCGCCGCACGCGCAAUGGAGUUCAUUAUGAGGAUCCCGCCUGGUAGUCCUGCAGAAUCGAGCUUGCUUUACCCAAUUUUCAUGGCUGGCGCUGAGCUUGACAGCGAGGUAGCCAUCGAUCGUCUGACGCAGAGGCUGAAGGAUAUCUCGGAUCGCAAUCGCUACGAGAACAUUGAUAGCGUACAAAAAGUGCUCAAGGAAGUCUGGCGACCGAAGCUAGAGGGAGGUACACGAAGGUGCUGGGAAGAUGUCCUUCGAGAAUGGGACUGGUCCUUCACACUUGGCUGA